AUGGAGAAAAUGGCAGAAAAAUUGUAAGUGGUCUUAAUGAAAAAAAGACUGCAUAAACCUUCUUUUAGCUGGAACAUAACUGUAGUGAUAUACAUUGUAUGGUGAGAUAUGGCACUUCCGGCAAAAGAUCAGAAAACCCUACACUAUUGUUGGCCACCCACAAAUUGUAAACUUAAGAUCUUUUUGUUCCCCUCCCCAAGAGAAAUUUGAUUUCUAAUUUCCGUUUUUGCUUCUGUAUUUUUUUAAAAUUUAAUUAAUUAAGUACGCUGGAGCCAGUGAAUGUUUUUUCAUACCUUUGAAUCAUAAUACCUAUGUAUAAUUACAUGUAACUGAUUUCAGAAUAUAGCUGGCCAACUCAAAAUCUUCUGUAUUUUUUUUAAAUUUAAUUAAUUAAGUAUGCUGGAGCCAGUGAAUGUUUUUUCAUACCUUUGAAUCAUAAUACCUAUGUAUAAUUACAUGUAACUGAUUUCAGAAUAUAGCUGGCCAACUCAAAAUCUCAUGUAGCAGUUGCAGUACCGUAUUAAUUGUUAUUAUUUAUUUUACCAGAAAGCUACAGGGAUCCUCAGCAUAUUUGAUAGAGAUAGGUGGUUCAUCUUACACAGGGAUGUUUGGUUACUUGACUGCAUUUCAAGAGAUGAUAGAACAGGUAUGAGCUGUUUGUAUGGAAUGGGUUAUGUGACAUGCGUUUUGUGGGUGAAAAGAAAAUUGGUCAGGUUAAUAAAUUUUUUAACCUGGGUAGAUUUAUUUCCUUGUCUCCUAACUGUAUAUAUACAUGUAAUUAUUCAUGAACUGCUCUUAAUAGGAGGCAAAGGAAAUUGAGUAAAGUGGGUUUAAAAAAACUGAAUUUAAUUUUGCCUAUAAUUCAUGUUCCAUGUUGCUAUUUAAAAAAUGAUUUCUAAAGUCCUAAGUGACUUUCCAUCUCAAUUUCAUUUUCAAUUUCGCCCUUUAUUUUUCAAGCAAACAAAAAAAAAGGUAAUUUGAUAAGCAAAUGUACAUGUACAUUGUAGCACUGAUCAGAAUUCCCUUGACAAUAGUUUUUUCCGGGAAGCAUCUUAAAUGUCAAACAUGGCUACCACAGGGCAGGAAAUGGCCAGGAGAAAAAAAUUUCUUCAAGGUCAGGGGAAAGUCAGGGAAUUUCACUUCAAGUCAGUGGAAAUUUUAUGGUCAUGAAUCAUCAUAAUGGUCAUGAAAUUGAACAACAAACUGAUGGUGGGUUUUCAAAAACGUCGGUCCUUUUUGCACGCUAUUGUUUAGGAGCUACACUGUAUCAAUUCAUGUACACUGCAUGUGUCUGGCUGAAAGCAUAAAUUGAUAAGUGGCUGUAGGGGAUCAGGCUGUGAGGGGAGAGUUGAGUGGAUUACGAGUUAUCGGGACUACUUUUUGCAAAUUGUUAAUUCAGUUAGUCAGGGAAUUUUUUCAGUUUUCAGGAAAAAUUCAGAAGACUGAAAAGAUUCCAGAAACCCCUGGCUGUAGCAACCAUGUUAAAGUUCCUCUCUGGUCCACCUUGUUACUUUGUAUAGCAGAAUUUCGGUUGUAUUUAGUAAUGACUUGAGAUGAAUUUAAGAGCAAAUUUUUUUUCAUUUUAAGGAUUAAUUGCAAUGCAAAUGGCACUUUGAAGUGAAAAAAUAAAAUUAUCACCUCACAGCAGAAGGAGUUACUGUACACCAUGCACUGUAUUCAUGGGUGUUUAUAGUGAGUGCCAAAUGCUACUUCUCAUCUUUUCUGUGAAAGGUAACUGUAUUAUACAGGUACCUUUUCAGUAUUUAACAGACACCUAAAUUAUUAAGAAGGUGCUAGUGAGGCCAGUACCAUUGGUAUCUACUUAGUAAAGUGUGCACUGUUCUUUUGAGGGAAUAAUAUAUUAAAAGGGAUGAUCAAUCCAGGUCCAUAUAUUUUUUUAGAUUAUUUUAAAAAGUUUUAUUUUUAAAAGUAGUUGUAAUUUGUUAGAUCUUACUAGUUUUAAGUUAUUGUUUGUACGUUUUUCAUAUUUUAUUCAGAAUGUGAUGGAAGAUUAUGAUGAUAUUGUAGUUACUGUCGGCAGUGGAGGAACAGCAUCAGGAAUUGCCAUCCUUGGCAAUUACUUGACUGGCUCAAAACUCAAGUAAGCCUCCAGUUUAAAUUUUUUCGGUCAAAAAAUUAAUGGUAUAUAAUUUUGAUGUAAAUUGGAUUGGACCUUUGGACAAAGCCUCCUCGUAUAUAACUUUGUUAAAAAUUGGAAGGUAGGAAAAAUUUCCCUUUUCUUUAACUUUCUAGAUGCCAUGCAGUUAAUGUGUCUGACAAUGCAGCUUAUUUUUACAAUAAAAUCAAUGAAGACCUUGGGAGUGGGGGAACUGACGUCAGAGUAGAGGAUAUUAUAGAUAUUAUGGGGAAGGUUCUGGCGUGUCAACUCGACAUGAACUAGGUGGGUACACUCUUAUAGGACUGGGGUAAUUGAAGUGUUUGAAGGCGGGAUACAGUUGUGCAUGAACUGUUGAAUUUGCUUAGUAAUAUGUGAUUCUAUACACAUUAGACUCUACUCGCAAACUCCCAAACCUUCCCCUGCUUUCCCUGACUCUUCUCAUACUGAGGUUGGCCACAAUUUAAUUUAGUAGAAACUUAGGCUCGAUAACCAGCCGCUGUUCGGGAAAAUGAGCCCACACUCAUCUCCCGGGGAGGAUCGGGAAGGAUCAAAGACCGGACCCGGGAGACGGCGGAAAUCGAGCCUAGUAGAAACUGUGAGUGUGCAUUUCUUCUAGCUCCGUCAAAUCACAUGACAUCAUCUUACAAUACAACUGCUUCCUGUCAAGUGUCUUUGAAGUUGGUAUAAACACUGCAGAAUCAUCGAGAAUGACACCAAAGGGUAAUAUUCAGACCGAAGUCACUGCAGGGAAGGGGGAAUGCAUGUUAAGAACUGACUGAGUAAUCAAUAAAAUAGCAAUUGACUGAGUCGUUUAGUGUAAUGCAAUAAGAGGUGUGCAGUUUUUUUUUUUUACUUAUUGUGUUUUUAUUAUCAAAUUGCAGAGAACAUCAUUAAGAUUUCAAGAACAACUGGAAUAUUGGUAGAUCCGGUAUACAAUAUAAAGGCGAUCAGAGGAAUGUUAACAGAGAUGAAAAAUAAUCCUGGAAGAUUCAAAGGAAAAAGAAUACUCUACAUCCAUACAGGUACAAUUUUU
Messenger RNA from Porites lobata, 3152 nucleotides. NCBI's taxonomy places the organism in Eukaryota, Metazoa, Cnidaria, Anthozoa, Scleractinia, Poritidae. The record is from the annotation of a GenBank genome assembly.